UUGCCGAUCAUCGCUCGCUCGCGUCUCGAGUGGACGAAUCGGUCGCGUUUAUUAACCACGUGGUAUAACGCGAGUCUUCACAAAAGAAACAGGAAGACAGAAGGACAAACGCGAGCGAUUUAAAAAAUUUUCUGUGCGACGACGAAGAAAAAAAAACAAAUCGACAUGCGACCGACAGCAUCGAUAAGCGCGAUUGUUCUGCUGAUUGGAUCGUGCGCGGCCAGUCAGGAUUUCUUGACGAGCUCCUUGAACGAGUGCGUGAAAGCGGAAUCCUGGACGUCCUGUUUCAAGCAUCAUGUUCUGGGUUACCUCGACAACAAGCUUGGAACCGUCACGGAGGCCAGGUCGCUGGAAACCAUUGACGAGGCGAUCGUCGCUAGAACCAUGAAAUAUCUGAAGAGCUUCGAAUACGGAAUUGACUUGCCCUUCGUCGACGCCAGUUUGAAAUACAGACCCAGCAGGAAUUUAGCCGAUCUCGACGUCGAGUUCAAGAAUAACGACGUAGCCACGAAUCAAGCUCGUGGACUUCUAAAGAAGAAACUUCUGCUGCCGUUUUUGUUGCUGCUGAAAUUGAAACUGAAGGCUCUAAUGCCCAUUUUUGUCGCCAUUAUCGGAUUGAAAGCUUUGAAGGCUCUCGUUCUGUCGAAGCUCGCUCUUCUCAUUGUAAUCGGAUUCGUCGCUUUGCAGCUCUUCAAGAAAGGCGGUAUGAUGAUGCCGAUGGGAAUGUCUAUGGAAUCGGCAUCGACAUAUGGCGCUCCACCUAUGUCCUCGACACCGUCGAGCUACGAUCCCGUCAACACGUGGGACGGCAACGGACCGUAUUCCCGCGUCUGGACGCCGACCAACGGUGUGGAAGCCCAAAAUCUUGCUUACAGCUACUACGCGCCCGGCAGCAGCUCGAGUUCUUACAGCUCGCCAGGCUCCUCUGCGUCGUCCUCGUCCGGAAGCAGCUCAACAAGUUACAACUAAAAGUCGUUCUAAUGCCCCACUAAUGACGCAUCGAUCGUCUAACGUUGCCUUCAAACGCGAUUUCCGCGAUCGCACGUCGGUACCUAAGACACGACCAAAGAAACGCACGCCAAAAAUAACCAUGCAAUGCUAAUCUCACGAUCGGUGCUGACGAGACGAGUCAGUUAACGAGAGCCUGACAUUCAAAGACUGUCGACGUCCCGCGCGUUGGCUAUAAUCGUAGAAUCGUUUUGUCGGUUUGGCAAAACUCGAGCUUGAUGUCGAAUUUCUAACACUAAAACUUAUCGAAGACUUAAUUGAGCUAAUUAAAUUUUUGAUCAAGUUUGACAGCGAAGUAUCUUCUACGGCGCGCGAGUAGAAUUAAAUUGAAAAUUUUAAUUAAAACAUUUUUUCGUAGAACGUGUGUUAUUUUGUAGAAAUUAAGUAUUUUUUGUGAAAUCGACAAAGCCAUUUGCUAAUUCUUUCUUUGAGUGUAUCACAUACGCCGAAAGAUAAUUAGAAUUAUCAUCUUUCCAUCAGAAUGUACAGACAGUUGUUGUAAGUGUAUUUUAUCGCGACGGUCACAAUUGUUGAUAAUAAUAUAAAUAAAUAAAUAAAUAUGUCGUCAAUUACAGUCGCGAAACAAUGCGACAUCAUCGACUAUUUAUUUAUCGUGUGACGAGAUUAUUUAUUAUUAUCUAUGUAUUUGUUAAUAAAAGCAUCCCUUAAAAUAAAAAAAAAUAAAUAAAAAAACUUAAUAUUCUGUACACACUUAUGCUUCUCUGAGAUACAACUUCUUUAAGUCAACUUUUCUGUUAUAUGUCCUAUCAAGCCCCUUUAAGAUGAUUACCAUG
Molecule: messenger RNA, 1802 nt
Organism: Pseudomyrmex gracilis
Lineage: Eukaryota; Metazoa; Arthropoda; Insecta; Hymenoptera; Formicidae
Gene: Osi20
Exons: 2
Coding region: 166-969 (267 amino acids)
Source: RefSeq, a predicted model, not a curated record